GUCUCCGUGUCCGCUGCAGAGAGUCACCUUGCGUAGCUGCUGCUGCUCGCCGCUGUACCAGCCUAGACCAGGGGGACUGUCCGGCCCAGAGGCACUCCGGCACUCCGGCAGGCAGGCAGGACUGUGAGCGGGUCAGAGGUCACGAGGUCACGAGCAGCCGGGGACGAGCAUGGCGCAGGCGAAGCCCAAGACCUCCCCGAAGGCCAUCAAGUUCCUGUUCGGGGGCUUGGCCGGGAUGGGGGCGACGGUGUUCGUCCAGCCACUGGACCUGGUGAAGAACAGGAUGCAGCUGAGCGGUCAGGGGACGACGGCUCGAGAGUACAAGACCAGCUUCCACGCUCUGUUCUCCAUCCUGAAGAACGAGGGAGUCGGCGGCAUCUACACCGGUCUGUCCGCAGGUCUGCUGCGUCAGGCGACCUACACCACCACCCGCCUGGGCAUCUACACCAUCCUGUUUGAGAAGAUGACCGGAGAGGACGGCCGGCCGCCAAACUUCUUCCUCAAGGCUCUGAUCGGUAUGACGGCUGGUGCCACAGGAGCGUUUGUGGGGACGCCGGCGGAGGUGGCUCUGAUCAGGAUGACGGCGGACGGCCGUCUGCCAGCGGACCAGAGGAGAGGAUACAGCAACGUCUUCAACGCCCUGGCUCGGAUCACCCGAGAGGAAGGACUCACCACGCUGUGGAGGGGGUGUAUUCCCACCAUGGCCCGAGCGGUGGUGGUGAACGCAGCUCAGCUGGCCUCGUACUCCCAGACCAAACAGGCUCUGCUGGACUCAGGAUACUUCGGUGACGACAUUCUGUGUCACUUCUGCGCCAGUAUGAUCAGUGGCCUCGUUACCACGGCAGCGUCGAUGCCGGUGGACAUCGUGAAGACGAGGAUCCAGAGCAUGAGGAUGAUUGACGGGAAACCCGAGUACAAGAACGGUUUGGACGUCCUGAUGAAGGUGGUGGGGAAGGAGGGCUUCUUCUCGCUCUGGAAAGGUUUCACACCGUACUACGCCCGCCUCGGCCCCCACACCGUCCUGACCUUCAUCUUCCUGGAGCAGAUGAACCGCCUCUACAAGACCCACGUCCUCGACCGCUAACCGAGCACCAGGCACACGUCCCCGAGCGCCGGAGGGCGGCGGCAUCAACAUCAGCAGCAGAUUUAAAGGAGCGGCGCUGAGUUUUUUUUAAUUUAAUUUGAAGAAACAAGACACUGCUCCUUUAAAAACGUGUUUUCAUGAAGCUCCACAAUGACGGUUAGAGCAGGGAUGGACCAUUUCCACCUCACGCACACACUCGCACAAACACUCACAUACACAGACUUGUCUUCAGAUCUUUUUGUAAAGAAAAGAGUGUAAAAUAAAGUCUCUGACAUCAUUCACUGAUGUCAAUCUUGUUAAUGACAAGUCUUAUUGUAGGACUGUGACCCCUCUCCCAACCACCCAUAGGACCGUGGCGUCAGUUGGUUACCAUGGUAACAGAGGGAUGAAUAAAAAACUUAAGUUUCAGAA
Cololabis saira (Pacific saury) is the source of this 1495-nucleotide messenger RNA. It is a transcript of the gene slc25a11, whose product is annotated as solute carrier family 25 member 11. Gene Ontology annotation, biological process: thiosulfate transport; malate transmembrane transport; mitochondrial transport. Gene Ontology annotation, molecular function: oxaloacetate transmembrane transporter activity; thiosulfate transmembrane transporter activity; succinate transmembrane transporter activity. The record is from RefSeq and is a predicted model, not a curated record. The transcript is spliced from 9 exons. NCBI's taxonomy places the organism in Eukaryota, Metazoa, Chordata, Actinopteri, Beloniformes, Belonidae. Gene Ontology annotation, cellular component: mitochondrial membrane. The coding region runs from base 170 to 1084 and encodes 304 amino acids.